Messenger RNA from Misgurnus anguillicaudatus (oriental weatherfish), 2532 nucleotides. RefSeq names its product lysine methyltransferase 5B (gene kmt5b). NCBI's taxonomy places the organism in Eukaryota, Metazoa, Chordata, Actinopteri, Cypriniformes, Cobitidae. Gene Ontology annotation, cellular component: nucleus. Gene Ontology annotation, molecular function: protein binding; histone H4K20 methyltransferase activity. The record is from RefSeq and is a predicted model, not a curated record.
AUGAAGUAGAUGGGAGAAUCCAAGAACAUGGUGCUGAAUGGCAGGAGACAUGGAAGCAGGUUCUCCAGUAGUCAGCCCGUAAGCAAGUCCAGGCUGCACAACACACAGAGAGCCCAUCUACGUCACAGCAAGGGCUCCCCGAGUGGCAGAAGAUGCAGUCGACGUUCUGGUGGGGCGCCCCCAGAGGCGGAAAGGCGCCAUGUUCCUUCAUCAGGAAUGACGGCCAAAGAGCUGUGUGAAUAUGAUGACCUAAGCACCAGUUUGAUCCUGGACCCUUACCUUGGCUUCCAGACCCACAAAAUGAACACCAGGUUUCGACCAAUCAAAGGUCGACAAAAUGAGCUUAGGGAGAUUAUUGAGCGUUUCAAAAAGCAUGACAACCUGGAAAAAGCUUUUCAGGCUCUGACUUCUGGCGACUGGACGAGACAUCACUUUCUCAACAAAACCAAGUCCCAAGAGAAGCUCUUCAAAGCCCAUGUGUUUGUUUAUCUACGUAUGUUUGCUUCAGACAGCGGGUUUGAGAUUCUUCCUUGCAAUCGCUACUCUUCAGAGCAGAAUGGAGCCAAAAUUGUAGCAACAAAAGAUUGGAAAAGAAAUGAUAAAAUAGAGCAUCUCGUGGGCUGCAUUGCUGAGUUGACUCCCAGCGAAGAGCGGAUAUUGCUUCGACAUGGAGAGAAUGAUUUCAGUGUCAUGUACUCUACACGCAAAAACUGCGCACAACUCUGGCUGGGACCAGCGGCUUUUAUUAACCAUGAUUGCCGGCCAAAUUGCAAGUUUGUGUCAACAGGCCGAGAUACUGCCUGUGUGAAGGUUCUGCGGGAUAUUGAACCGGAAGAGAUCUCCUGUUACUAUGGAGAUGGUUUCUUUGGCGAAAACAAUGAAUUCUGUGAAUGCUAUACUUGUGAAAGACGUGGCACUGGUGCUUUCAAGUCAAAACCUGGGUUGCCCGUGGAGACUCCAGUGAUCAACAGCAAGUAUGGCCUUAGAGAAACAGACAAGCGUCUGAACAGACUGAAAAAGCUGGGGGAAAACUGCAGGAACUCUGACAGCCAGUCUGUCAGCUCCAACGCAGAUGCAGACUCUCAGGAACCCACCACUGUACAAACAUCAUUACGAAAAAGGACAUCACAGUCCUGUGUCAAAAAGCACGAAGAAACUAAGGCUGUAACGAGGCAAACGCUGUCGAGCACUCCUUCUUCUACCUCAUCCUCUAAACGAAGUCAAACCAAUAUUUCAAGUUUACCAAAGAGACACAAUUCGAAGCCCACACAACCUUUGCCUAAAGGGAAAAGUCGUUGUCGAGGCGUAUGGACGAAGGUUCCCACCAGAGUGAGUGGUGGUGGAAAUCUCAAGGAGCAGACACGGGACAGGCAAUCUUCUGGAGGCAAAGGCGGUAUAACGCGGUCAUCGGAAAACAAUCAGACGUCUUCAAAGGGUGCUUCCCAAUGCAAGGAUAGCGCACUUUGCCCUUACAGAACUCGUAGGUCCACGAGGACCUCUCUUGGUGCUCAGGAGGCUGAUGACAGUACACAAGCAUUAAGUGAGCCAUCUAGCCUAGGUGCAGGUCACGGUGGUGUGGUCCUCAAGGUGGAGCCUGGAGACCUCAUACCCGUGACGCCUGGGUGCCAAGUGAACACGCCUAGUUUGGAGACUAGCUCUCCCAAGAAAGGCACGUGUCCCAGACGAAGGCGAACAGUAAAACAAGAAGACUCUGGCUCCUUUGAAGAGCCUUUUCUCCACGAAGGCGUGCCUGACCUGCGGCAUGCUGUUCGUGCCGCAGAUGUAGCAGACUGCGGGAAGGUGGUGCUUGGCCUCCCCGGCCGUCACCAGCACUACAACGGCUCGGCCAAAAGCAGCAAGGCCCUACGCAGAGGCAAGGGCAAGAAAAAGCGUCAGAUCACACGCUACGACGCUCAGCUGAUUCUGCAGAAUAACUCGGGCAUCCCCAAGAUAACACUACGUAGGCGUCGGGACAGCAGCAGCAGUAAAAACGAGCCCAGGGAGUCCAAUUCGUCAAACUCCUCCAAAAUCAGCAUCAAGUUUAGUAAAGACCACGAGAUGGACAGAAGCAGCUCGUACGUGGCCAAACUGAAUAAUGGCUUCAACCACGGCUCCCACAGCAGCUCCACCAAGCUCAAGAUUCAGCUGAAGCGAGAGGAAGACAGCACAGGCAUGCAUCGGGCUUACCCUGAGGAUGUCACCUUGGGGAUAAUGAAUAGAGAAACUGGGGAUGAGAAGCAGGUAGGUCAGGACAUGGACGUGGAGUCGUUGUCUUCUGAGGACGAAGAGGAGGACUACUUUGAUAACGAGGACGAUUUUAUCCCACUCCCACCAGCAAAACGCCUACGGCUUAUCGUGGGCAAAGAUUCCAUAGACAUUGACAUUUCCUCUAGAAGAAGAGAAGAUCAGUCCCUUAGACUCAAUGCAUAAGCUGUGUAAAUAUCCAUUGUUUGAAUCAUGUUCAUUUGAAACAUGUAAUUUAAAUAGAAAAUGCAAAUGUACAAUUAAAUCAUGGCAAAAUAUCUUUCUUUA